GUGCUUGCUGCUGAUAUAUAAAAGCAAUACCCAUCGCCAUGGUGAACCACAGUAUCGAAGGAACAACAGCCGGCGUUUGAUGUGUAAAAGCGUUCGAAAGCAGAUCCUUUAGUGAGUUCCGAACAACGAUCACUGUCGUACCAGUGUUCGAUAGGCAGUUUCUGGGAUACAGAAGGACCGAUUCAGUGGAAUUGGUUGCUUUGUUGCACCGAUUAACUUUUAGUGAUCUGUGAAUUUGAUUUAAGAAGUUUGUGUUCCGUGCCAACGUGAAUCAAGGAAUCAGGGUGACAGUUUAGAGAAAGCCAAAUUUCCAACAGCGCCUCAUCAUCCGGAAUAAUCUUCAUCGGAUCUCCACGGACACCGACCAGAAUGAAUCUAAUUGCACGUAGUCAAUCGGCCACCGUUUAUACCGUCACACUAAUCCUCUUCAGUAUAGUGCUGCUGAUGGGCGGCCACAUGUGCAGCGCGGACCCAUCACUCGAACCGAACAGCCUGUUUGGCGCCGACGAGAAACAUGUUGGCGAUAAACGACCGUUUUUCGUCGGCAGUCGCUACGGUCGGUCACACGUGUAUGGUGCGAAGGACCUUCGACAGGUCAAUGUAGUUCCUCGGAAUGACCGUUUUUUCCUAGGCUCAAGGUAUGGUAAACGGUCCGACCCGCUGACGAAGGAAAUCGAAACAGACAACAACAAUGGCGCAGAAUUGACCUACCUAGCUUGUCUGCACACCGGAGUGUCCAAUCUAUACAGGUGUUAUGGAAAAGAGCGAGAAUUACCAGCGAGUGGCCAAACUUUUCAACCAUUUAACGACAAUCUGGAUACUUCGGAUCAGUAAGCUGAAAGCUCAGACGCCUCCAAAUGCCAAUGCUAUCCAUCACGCUGCUAACAACCGUCAACAACCAUAUGCUUCGAAGCUCAUUUUUGUGAUGCAUGCGGAAAUAAUAUAAGAAGGCUUGGUUCUGCUUGCUGAACAAAAAUUCAAUUGUUUGAAGUGUUAGUUUCAAGCAUCAUUUCUGUUUUGAAAACUUCAGACAAAAACAAGGCUGGGUGGUUUUUGUUCAGCGAUUCAAAACCAAGCAAUAUUUUAAGUUCAUAGCCCUAUUUUAACAAAAAAAAAUAUAUAUGCCUAACAGAUCAAACGAGCACAAGAAUAACGUACUGAUAGACCUAUUUAUUAUUUAAAUUAUUUUGUGUAUGAUAUUUUUGGGGAUUGUUGCAAAUAAAUCCGUUCGAAAAGCAAAUCGCAACCUGACUAUGAGACUAUAUGACUACCGUCAACAAAAUUUGUAUGUGAUUUGGCAGUCAUAUUGUCUGUUUGAAUGAUUCUCGUGCGAAUAGUGAACUAUUAUAUGUACCAAUCGUAAAAACUUUAAUUCAAACUCAAUGCAGUUCCAUACUUAUCAGCACUGUUCUUAAUAAGGUUUAAACUUUGUUGAAAACACAAACAUGAAGAUGCCCUGUAAAUAAAAUUUGCGCUUCUAAAAUUGAUCAGAAAGCCAUA
Messenger RNA from Topomyia yanbarensis, 1500 nucleotides. RefSeq names its product RYamide neuropeptides. The record is from RefSeq and is a predicted model, not a curated record. The transcript is spliced from 4 exons. Bases 370 to 834 code for a protein of 154 amino acids. Lineage: Eukaryota; Metazoa; Arthropoda; Insecta; Diptera; Culicidae.